This is a messenger RNA of Yamadazyma jaroonii, 4676 nucleotides long. The record is from the annotation of a GenBank genome assembly. NCBI's taxonomy places the organism in Eukaryota, Fungi, Ascomycota, Pichiomycetes, Serinales, Debaryomycetaceae.
AUGUUGUGGAUUAUCCAAUUGUUACUUUUGUGUAAUGUCAUAGCUGCAAAAGCUACUACUGGAAUUUUUACCGGUGUCAGUAGUAUUGUGGCUCAAAACAGUAAUAAUUAUCCUAUCACUCCAAGUUGGUUAGCUACUGUCAAUUGGGCUAUCCAAAAUAAUAAUUUGGCUGCUGGUGAUACUUUUUUAUUAAACCUUCCAUGUGUUUUCAAGUUCACUUCAUCAAGUUCAACUGUAAAUUUAGCUGUAGGUUCCACUACUUAUGCUACUUGUAAUUUGGUUAGUGGGGAAAUCGUGGUAUCAUAUUCUCAAUUACAAUGUACUGCUACUACCAAUGUUAAAUCCAAUACUGAUGCUUCAGGUACUGUUUCAGUGCCUUUUGCCUUUAAUCCUGGUAAUAGUGCUAAUUCUAUUGAUUUAUCUUGUGCAAGUCAGUAUAAAUCUGGUACUAACACGAUUACUUUUGAUGAUGGUGCGAAUUCGUUUUCCACCACUGUCAAUUUCUCCCCAGCUACUGCCAGAUCUAGUACCGGAACUGAUGAAAUUUACUUUAAUCGUCGUUCUGUUCCAUCCUUCAAUGAAAAUCAAGAUUUCCUUCUUGGUGAAAGUUGUAGUAAUGGGAUUUCUUCAGGUACCCUUGGAAUGACGCUUUUAUCGGAAACCUUUGAUUGUAGCUCCUUCCAAGUCGGUAUAACCAAUGACGUCAAUGAUUGGUUUUCCCCUAAGUCGUUGAGUUCCUUCACUUAUAGUGGAAGUUGUACUUCCAAAGGUUUCGUUAUCAGUUUUUCCAAUGUUCCUACCGGUUAUAGAGUUUAUAUGAGUGGACUUUCUAAGUAUGAUAGUUCCAGUGGUUACACCGCAGCUCAAGUUACUUAUACUAAUACAGCUGUUUGUAAGAAUGGUCAAUAUAGAUCUUCAACUCAAGCAUUGACUUGGACUUCAUACCUGAAUUCCGAUACUGGUUCUAAUGGUCAAGCCGUAGUUGUUGUGACUAAGACUUGGACUGGUUCUACUACUAGAGUUACUACUUCACCUUUUGAUAGUGCUACACAAAAGACUAAAACUAUUGAAGUUGAUGUUCCAAUUCCAACUGUUACAACUACUACCACUUGGACUAAUUCUGGUUCAUCUGUAACUACUGUUACUGCCACUCCAGGUGCUACUGCUUCAGUUAUUGUUGAAUUACCAAUUCCAACUACUACUGUUACUACUACUUGGACUAAUCCUGGUUCUGCUAUUACCACCAAGACUGCUACUCCUGGUGCUACAGCCUCAGUUAUUGUGGAAUUACCUAUCCCAACUACUACUGUAACUGCUACUUGGACAGGUUCAACUAUAUCUCAGACAACUAAAACUGCUAGUCCGGGUGAAACUGGUACUGUUUCUGUGUUUGUUCCAAUUCCAACUACUACUGUGACUUCUACUUGGACUAGUCCUGGUUCUUCAAUUAGCACUAAGACUGCUCCAAUUGGUGGAACUGCUACUGUGAUUGUUGACUUACCAAUUCCAACGACCACUAUUACUUCCACUUGGACUAAUUCUGGUUCUUCCAUCUUCACUCAAACUGCCACUCCUGGUGGAACUGCUACUGUCAUCGUUGACUUACCAAUUCCAACUGUCACUACCACCUCCACUUGGGUCCAAUCUUAUGCCUCAAGUUCUACUAAAACUGCUACCCCAGGUGGUACUGCUACUUUAGUAGUAGAUGUUCCAAUUCCAACCACUACUAUCACUACUACUUGGACUGAAACUUUUAGUUCUGCUACUACCAAAACUGCUACUCCAGGUGAAACUGCUACUGUUAUAAUCGAGUUACCGACUCCUUAUACCACUACCACUGCUACCUGGACUGGUGUAGAUGUUACUACCAUCACCGAACCAGUUUCCCAUUUCAGUGACACCAGAACCGUAGUAGUUAACGUUCCAGUUCCUACUACUACUGUUACUUCUAUUUACACUGGUUCAGUUGAUUCUACUACCACUGUCAUUGCUCCACCUGGUGAAACUGCUACUGUCAUUAUUGAGAUUCCAACUCCUUAUACCACUACCACUGGUACUUGGACUGGAACUGGACCUAGUACCACCACUAAACCAGUCUCCCAUUUCAGUGACACCAGAACCGUAGUUAUUGAUGUUCCAGUACCAACUACUACUAUUACUUCUUACUAUAGUGGAUCAGUUGAUACUACCAGUACCAUCACUAUGCCACCUGGUGAAACCGCCACUGUCAUCAUUGAAGUCCCAACUCCUUACACUACCACCACUGCUACUUGGACUGGUGUAGAUGUCACUACCAUCACCGAACCAGUUUCCCAUUUCAGUGACACCAGAACCGUAGUAGUUAACGUUCCAGUUCCUACUACUACUGUCACUUCAAUCUACACUGGCUCAAUAGAUAGUACCACUACCGUGAUUGCUCCACCAGGUGAAACUGCCACUGUCAUUAUUGAGAUUCCAACUCCAUAUACCACAACUACUGGUACUUGGACUGGGGCUAAUGCCACUACUUUCACUAAUCCAGUUUCACACUUUAGUGAUACCAGAACUGUCGUUAUCGAUGUUCCAGUUCCAACUACUACUGUUACCUCAUACUUCAGUGGUUCAGUAGAAAGCACAACUACCGUUACUAUGCCACCAGGUGAAACUGCCACUGUUAUUAUCGAAGUUCCAACACCUUACACCACUACCACUGCUACCUGGACUGGUUCCAAUGUGACUACCAUCACCGAACCAGUUUCACACUUUAGUGACACCAGAACCGUUGUUGUCAACGUUCCAGUUCCAACCACCACCGUAACUUCUUACUUCAGUGGUUCAGUUGAAAGCACUACUACUGUGAUUGCUCCACCCGGUGAAACUGCUACCGUCAUCAUUGAAGUCCCGACUCCUUACACCACCACUACUGGUACUUGGACUGGUGCUAAUGCCACCACCUACACUAACCCUGUAUCUGGUGCCAGUGAUACCAGAACUGUCGUUAUUGAUGUUCCGGUUCCAACUACUACUGUUACAUCAUACUACAGUGGAUCAGUUGAUACAACCAGUACUGUUACUAUGCCACCUGGUGAAACCGCUACAGUUAUCAUUGAAGUUCCAACUCCAUACACCACUACCACUGCUACCUGGACCGGAGACAAUGUUACUACCAUCACCGAACCAGUUUCCCAUUUCAGUGACACCAGAACCGUAGUAGUUAACGUUCUAGUUCCUACUACUACUGUCACUUCAAUCUAUACCGGAUCUGUUGAUUCUACUACCACUGUCAUCGCUCCACCUGGUGAAACCGCUACUGUUAUUAUUGAGAUUCCAACUCCAUACACUACCACUACCGGCACUUGGACUGGGGCUAAUGCCACUACUUUCACUAAUCCAGUUUCACACUUUAGUGAUACCAGAACUGUUGUCAUCGACGUCCCAGUACCAACUACUACUGUUACCUCAUACUACAGUGGCUCAGUUGAUACAACCAGUACUGUUACUAUGCCACCAGGUGAAACUGCUACCGUUAUUAUCGAAGUUCCAACUCCCUACACUACUACCACUGCUACCUGGACUGGGGAAAACGUGACUACCAUUACCAAUCCUCCAUCUGCUUACAGUGAUACUAGAACCGUUGUCGUCAAUGUUCCUGUGCCAACCACUACUGUUACUUCAAUCUAUACCGGAUCUGUUGAUUCUACUACCACUGUCAUCGCUCCACCUGGUGAAACCGCUACUGUUAUUAUUGAGAUUCCAACUCCGUACACUACUACUACUGGUACUUGGACUGGUGCUAACGUUACCACUUUCACUAAUCCAGUCUCACACUUUAGUGAUACCAGAACCGUCGUUAUUGAUGUUCCAGUUCCAACUACUACUGUUACCUCAUACUUCAGUGGUUCAGUUGAAAGCACUACUACUGUGAUUGCUCCACCCGGUGAAACUGCAACUGUUAUCAUCGAAGUUCCAACUCCAUAUACUACCACUACUGGUACUUGGACUGGUGCUAAUGCUACCACCUACACUAACCCUGUAUCUGGUGCCAGUGAUACCAGAACUGUUGUUAUUGACGUCCCAGUACCAACUACUACUGUUACCUCAUACUUCAGUGGCUCAGUUGAAAGUACUACAACUGUUACAAUGCCACCAGGUGAAACUGCAACUGUUAUUAUCGAAGUUCCAACACCUUAUACUACCACCACUGCUACCUGGACUGGUUCCAAUGUGACUACUAUCACUGAACCAGUCUCACACUUUAGUGACACCAGAACCGUUGUUGUCAAUGUUCCAGUUCCAACCACCACUGUUACCUCAUACUUCAGUGGUUCAGUUGAAAGCACUACUACUGUGAUUGCUCCACCAGGUGAAACUGCAACUGUUAUUAUCGAAGUCCCAACUCCUUACACUACCACUACUGGUACUUGGACUGGUGCUAAUGCCACUACUUACACCAACCCAGUUUCAGACUUUAGUGAUACCAGAACCGUAGUUAUUGAUGUUCCAGUACCUACCACCACCGUAACUUCUUACUUCAGUGGUUCAGUUGAAAGCACUACUACUGUGAUUGCUCCACCCGGUGAAACUGCCACCGUCAUCAUUGAAGUCCCGACUCCUUACACCACCACUACUGGUACUUGGACUGGUGCUAAUGCUACCACCUACACUAACCCUGUAUCUGGUGCCAGUGAUACCAGAAC